Molecule: messenger RNA, 1433 nt
Organism: Coregonus clupeaformis (lake whitefish)
Lineage: Eukaryota; Metazoa; Chordata; Actinopteri; Salmoniformes; Salmonidae
Exons: 6
Coding region: 97-1068 (323 amino acids)
Source: RefSeq, a predicted model, not a curated record
UCGUAAAUCUCAUUCAAGUUGGUGAAGGCUAUCUGACAACAGCAAAGUUGUAGCCAGAUACAUUUUAGUUCUUAACUGGGGCAGGUGGACUUUUAAAUGUCUUGGGUUUGGACUGAUGUCUUCUCUCACCCAUUAUGGGCAGUAUCGACAGUGAUUUUGGGACUCCUCUUGCGGUCACAGCAGAGAGGGUCCUGGGACCCCCGAGCCUGUCUUGUGCAACUGAAGGGCAAGACCGCCAUAGUUACUGGAGCUAACACAGGGAUAGGGAAGUUCAUUGCCCUAGACUUUGCCCGGCGGGGGGCUCGUGUUAUCAUGGCGUGCCGGAACGAGGCGCGCGGUAGUGCCGCCCUGCAGGAGAUCCGGAAGAGGAGCGGGAACACCAACGUGCACCUGCGCCUGGUGGACACCUCGUCCCUGGCGUCGGUGAGGGCGUUUGUAGAGGGCGUCCUGCGAGAGGAGAAGGAGCUCCACAUCCUGGUCAACAAUGCUGGGGCUUCAGGCCUGCCUGGAGAUAUCACCUCAGAUGGGCUAGAGGUGUCCUUCGCUACCAAUCAUGUGGGUCCUUUCCUCCUCACCAACCUGCUUCUGGACCUGCUAAAACGAUCGGCGCCGGCGCGCAUCGUCAACGUGUCAUCCGUGAACCACUGGAGAGGCGUGGUCGACUUUUCGCACUUCAAGGGCGAGAACCUGGCCUACACCAUGGACAGCGUGUACAACCACACCAAGCUGCACAAUGUCAUCUGCACUAACGAGCUGGCACAAAGGCUACAAGGCACAGGGGUGACAGCCAACUCCCUCCACCCUGGGGUGGUGAUGACAGAAGUGAUGAGACACUAUAACUUCCUGGUUCGGUUCCUCUUCAACCUGAUUGGAAUCUUUUUCUUCAAGUCUUCUGAGGAAGGGGCAGUGAGCACUAUCUACUGUGCUGUCGCAGAGGAGACGGAGGGAAUAACAGGGAAGUACUUUGACAGCGACUGUUCCCUGGUUCUCCCCGCCCCCUUGGCCAGAGACCCCGCCCUCGCAGUCAAGGACUUUGAGUUCUGCGAGAGAUUGACAUCCAAGCUCUGAUUACUUAAAAGAGGGCGAGAGAGAGAGAGAGAGAGAGAGAGAGAGAGAGAGAGAGAGAGAGAGAGAGAGAGAGAGAGAGAGAGAGAGAGAGAGAGAGAGAGAGAGAGAGAGAGAGAGAGAGAGAGAGAGAGAGGCUUGUUUACAGAGUGGGGUCAAAUUCCUUUUGAACUCCAUUUACUCUUGUUAUUAUGAAGGAUUAAUAAAAAAAUGCAGGGUCCAAGAUGUCUAUAAAUGCUGUUUUUAUUUUAAGUGUAUUAUUCAAUCACAGACAACAUAAAAUACAGUCUAAGAUUUUGUAAUCUAUGAACUCACGUAUGAUACAUAUCAUAUCAUAUGUUAUUUUAAUAAAUGUUUGUUUAAGUGUU